AAUGAGAUUCGUUGAUUAUGGUGGAGGUGAAUGCGACGCGGUUCACACCUUCAGCUCGAAGAAAUCCGAUUCCAACUAAACUUAGAUGCGCUGUUCGAUCAGUGGGUUUCUUUUUUGCUUCUAACUCUUCAAUAUUUUUUCUAAAUUUCUUUUGCAUAUCGAUUCUUUCCCAUUUUUGGCUUUUCGAUGUUUUUGAGGGAUUGGCGUUUUGAGCUUUUCUCAGUUGUUCAUAAUCUGGUCUGGACGCUAUAGUAGAUGGUAAUUUCGAGAAGAUUUCUUCUCGUAUUCCUGGGUUUCGGUCGAUUCUCAGGCUGUGUUUGGUAGGAUAGCACUACAUAAAACUUUGUUGUGAUAAUGUCAAGACCUUGGGUUCUUGUCUGUCUGCUGUUAUUGAUCGUGUUCUCAUCGCAACUUGAGUGGAGGCAACAGUAUGAGAACGAGCUUGAAGCAGGUCCAAACGCCUCACAGAGUGAACCACAUGUGUCUGAUAGAGAGGAAGCUGUAAAAGAAAAGAUUAUCCUUUCCCAGGAGAGAAAUAUCCGGAGAUUGAAUGAGCUGGUGCAGAGUCUUAGAACACAGUUACUCCAGUGCAGGGGCGAACACGAGGCAGAGAAUAGCAUGGUGACGCCCAUGACUGAGCUUCUCACAGUGCUCGACCAGCAGCCAUUGUUAGACGAUUAGAUCCCACGGUACUAACCACCAUACUUGAUGUUUGCAGGUUCUAUUUCACUGAUAUUAUAUAUCAAAUACAAGCUCUAUUACAAGUCAUUGUAGAUGCUACUGUGUGAAUUCCUUCCCUAUUCUAGUUUCUUAUCUGUGAUUCCUGGGUUUGAUUCAUCUAGUUCAUGCUGUGGCUUUAGAACUGGUGCCGCUAUCUUGAAACAUCCAUUGCCCUCUUUCACACCUUGACAUCACUAAAACUUAGACCAUUCUUAUAUUCAAUGCUUUCUUAGUACUACAAACUAA
Cucurbita pepo subsp. pepo (vegetable marrow) is the source of this 966-nucleotide messenger RNA. The record is from RefSeq and is a predicted model, not a curated record. Lineage: Eukaryota; Viridiplantae; Streptophyta; Magnoliopsida; Cucurbitales; Cucurbitaceae.